AUGGAUACUAGUUCGCUACCUACUGAAAUGUCCCAAGAAGCUGCUAUCGUAUCAGAAACGAAAAAAUUGCGAGAAUUGUAUCCAGAAGUAGAGCCAUACACAACUGGCACGCUGAAAGUAUCUGAAAUUCAUACUUUAUAUUACGAAGAAGUUGGAAAUCCUUCGGGUAAACCAAUUGUAUUUGUACACGGAGGACCAGGUGGUGGCACGGAUCCACGUGAUCGACAAUUUUUUGAUCCACAAGCAUAUAGAAUUGUACUAUACCAUCAACGUGGUGCUGGUAAUUCAACACCAAGUGCUUCUUUAGAAGAAAACACAACGUGGGACUUAGUUGAUGAUUUAGAGAAAUUACGAAAGCAUUGUAAUAUUGAUAAAUGGAUUUUAUUUGGUGGUAGCUGGGGAUCAACAUUAGCUUUAUCUUAUGCUGAAACACAUCCCGAUCGUGUUAAGGCAUUAAUAUUACGUGGCAUAUUUUGUUGUCGCCGUAAAGAAUUAUUGUGGUUUUACCAGGAAGGUGCUUCAAUGAUAUUUCCUGAUGCAUGGGAAAAGUUUUUAGAACCGAUACCAAAAGCUGAACAUGGUGAUUUAAUGUCAGCAUAUCAUCGUCGUUUAAAUGGUAAAGACGAACAGGAAAUGUUAAAAGCUGCUACUGCAUGGUCCGUAUGGGAAUUAGCAACAUCACGUUUAUAUGUUGACCCAUCAUAUAUAGCUCGCGCAACAGAUGAUGCAAAAUUCGCUGUUGCUUUUGCUCGUAUUGAAACGCAUUAUUUUGUUCAUGGAGCAUUUAUGAAAGAAGAUGACCAAUUAAUAAAAAAUGCUGACAAAAUAAAAGAUAUACCCGGUGUAAUUGUUCAAGGUCGAUAUGAUCUUGUUUGUCCAGCUCGUACAGCUUGGGACUUACAUAAAGUAUGGCCAAAAGGUGAAUUGCAUUGGGUUGAUGAUGCUGGCCAUUCGACUAAAGAAGUUGGAAUCGUUCAUGAAUUAAUUACUGCAACAGACAAAUUUAGAGAAUUGUAA
Molecule: messenger RNA, 1017 nt
Organism: Rotaria sp. Silwood1
Lineage: Eukaryota; Metazoa; Rotifera; Eurotatoria; Philodinida; Philodinidae
Source: the annotation of a GenBank genome assembly